CGGCAUUAUUCACGAAUGAAAACAUGUCAGUUGAUAACAACGGACAAAUACCGGUAAAAUUCGUACAAACUUGACUGAAAAUUUACAGAAUUCAAGAGGUCCAGGGAAAGUCGAAACGAGUUCGACUUAUCGACGAUUUCAUCAGGAGGAUUUAAAAGGAAUCAAAUGGCGAGGACUCUAACGAUGGCUCUCAACAUGUCACAAAUAGAGAGGUUAAUAGUGAGGCCAAUCGAAGAUAUGCUUACCGUGGAGAAUAAUGAUUUUAUAAUGAAAAAUAUCAACGAAGAAUACGAAGAUAAGCCGGAAGGCAACAUGGGAUUUAAAAAGAGAAUUGUACCAGUAAUUACUAUAGAAGAAACGGAGGAUAACGUACUUCUCGAUAGAAAUCUAACCUAUGAUGAUGGCGCGAAAAAGUGGGAUCAGAUUUCAGAGCAUCAAACGGGGAUAUUAGUGGAUGAAGCGUUUGAAAUCGAGGAAAACCCACAUAUUGACAUUAAGGAAAAAGAAGAGCGGAAAGAAGUAAUUAAUUGGAGACUGGCUCCAGUGGAUCAUGCAACAAUAGCAUGGCAUAGAGAACUACAAAUGAAUGAGGUACAAAUGGAUAAGCCAUGCACAGAGCAAUCUCAUAUGGAACAGCCACAUACGGAGCAACCACAUGCGGAACAACCACAUACAGAGCAACCACAUGUGGAACAAUUACAUGUGGAGCCACCACAUGUGGAGCUACUACAUGUGGACGAGUCGCAAGAUCUACAGGUAAUCAAUCCUGUGACAAUGACGUCAAGUAGUAUGUUGCAAACACAAGAUAGUGAAUUCAAAACCAUUGAGGAGAUAAAGGAAGAGGAGCAACGACUGAUGACGGAAAUCGAAAGACGAGGUGAGCUGCAGAAAACGAUUAAUGAAAGGGUUGCAAGAAUUAAAAAAAUGCGUGAGUUUUUGGAGAAAUUCGAUAACAUUGAAGAAACUGAGGCUAAAGAGGAGAACGCAGAGAUGGAGAAACGACUAAAUGAAGCGAUAGAAGCUUACUUGACGACAGGUGAACAAAGCAAAAAUUUCAGCGAUAAAUUUACAAUAGUGGACAACAAUGGUCAAAGCAUAUGUGAAGCAUCAAUGGUUGUUACAUUGAAGGACAAAAGACCGAGGAAGAACAUCCGGGAAAAUAAAACGUAUCGGAUAACGUAUGAUAUUACAGGAUCUCAAAUAAAUCGAUCGUACUGCGAGUUUACGGACGAUACCACAUCAUCACAGACAAGCAAAGCUAGAAAGAGAACAGAGACGAGCAGAUCAGAGAUAAUAACACGAUCGAUGAUGAACUUAAGAAGAAAUUUACCAACAAUAUCAAAUUCGAACGAAGGGAUGCAACUCAGAAAAAGGAGAAAUACACAAUGGUCAUUGAGAAAUAGAAAGACUGCUUACAAAUCAAAAAAACGAAAAGAGAACGAUCGAGUGACGCAUGUGAGGAAUGAAAAAGGAAGAAUAGCCACAAAGAAGUAAAAAGGCAAUUCACGAGUGUACAAAACUCACUCGAUAGAUUUCAUCAGAAAUUUUCAAAAACAUUAGAAAAAAUUAUAAGAAACAACAGCUCGCUGAAGCAAAACACAUUCAUUCCAAUUGAGUUAAUUCAAACUGGCAUUCAUCUUGAGUGAGACAGAGGUGGCUAUAACAGAAGAUUUAACUAGAGAACU
Messenger RNA from Acromyrmex echinatior (Panamanian leafcutter ant), 1685 nucleotides. RefSeq lists its product as uncharacterized. The record is from RefSeq and is a predicted model, not a curated record. Lineage: Eukaryota; Metazoa; Arthropoda; Insecta; Hymenoptera; Formicidae.